Messenger RNA from Nicotiana tabacum (common tobacco), 1216 nucleotides. Its product is annotated as F-box protein SKIP28. NCBI's taxonomy places the organism in Eukaryota, Viridiplantae, Streptophyta, Magnoliopsida, Solanales, Solanaceae. Gene Ontology annotation, molecular function: protein binding. Gene Ontology annotation, cellular component: cytoplasm. The record is from RefSeq and is a predicted model, not a curated record.
UUGACAUGUCGCCGACAUACAAGUUUCAAUUGGUACACAUGAUGACAAGUAUAUUUCUCUUUUCUCAUUCUAGCAAAUAUCAACACACAACUUGCUUCCUCUCCAUAUCGCCCUUUCACUUAAGCUUCAUUCCUAGAAAUUAAAUAUCUUCAAAACCAACACUUAUUUUUAGCAUACAUACCAUGGACAUGCAAAUUUCACAACCUAUACCAGAGGGGGAAGAACAAAACACAGCAAUGAUAAAAACUCCUUUAGACUCAGGGGAACCACCCCAUGGAGCUAUGUUCUUAGUCUUGGCUUAUCUCCCUUUAUUUGAACUUCUGUCUAUGACUCAAGUUUGCAGGUCAUUAAGAGAUGCUUUAAAAGAUGACAUACUGCCAUGGCUGAAUAUCGUUGUCGAAAAGCCAUUAAAUACUCGUCUUUCUGAUGAUUUUCUGGUAAAAAUGACGUCCAAGGCAAAUAGUCGUCUGAGAGUUCUUGCUCUCAUAAAUUGCUUUAAGAUAACGGAUGAUGGGCUUCUACAAGUCAUUGCCAGUAAUCCUCAUAUCAGCAAGCUCUAUUUACGAGGGUGCACAGGCUUAACCAUUGAGGGAGUACUUGGAGCGGUGAAGUUACUUACCAAGGGUAACCACAAGUUAAAGAGCUUAAGUAUUUCUGGCAUCUAUAAUGUGAAGAGAGAGGACUUUGAGACACUUGGUCAUCUAAUGGGUAUAAACCAGAUGCAAAAGAAAGAAGGAAAUAAGAACUUCAAGUACCACAGGCGAAGCGGAUUAUCCACAUUUGGACAAGAAUCUCAGACUUCAAUUGAUGUAGAUAUCUGUCCGAAAUGUGGCGAAGUAAGAGAAAUCUUUGACUGUCCUAGAAAUUCUUGUAUAAGGAGAAAGCAGCUUAUAGAGUGCAGGAGCUGCUUCCUGUGUGUCCCGAGGUGCGAAGAGUGUGGUGUAUGCACCAAAGAUGAAGAAGUAGGUGAAGCAGCUUGUGCAGAUAUACUGUGCUUGGAUUGUUGGCUUCAGCUUCCAAAAUGUAGUUUCUGUAACAAGGCAUACUGCAAUCAACAUGCUUACCAGCAGUCCCUAUAUCCCGACUCUUCAGGUUUUCUGUGCAGUGAUUGUAAAUUCCAUGCAACGCAAACUUCACAUGAUUGAGAUUGUUUAUAAUGCUGCAGAGGCGAUGAGAUGUAUUCUUUUUUUCGGUAAAUAAAAGUUUUUAUUACCAA